This is a messenger RNA of Enterobius vermicularis (human pinworm), 4284 nucleotides long. The record is from the annotation of a GenBank genome assembly. NCBI's taxonomy places the organism in Eukaryota, Metazoa, Nematoda, Chromadorea, Rhabditida, Oxyuridae.
AUGAGACGUAGAGAAAUUGUUUUUUAUUUUUCUAAUUUGUUCUUGCUUUUUGCUGUUUUUUGGGCUUAUGUCGAGCAGUAUUGGAGUUGUGAGAUCGGUGUAGAUGCUGCAAAACUUGCAGCAGAUUAUACAGUGAUGGCCCGUGAACUGCUUGAUAUGAAUAAGAAGAAGAAGGGAAAAGAGACUUAUUUGAAGUAUGCUUAUCAUCAGGUUCUACCUCCAAUUCAUGAAGCCCUACUGCCUCUGAGGCAUAAUUACUUUUCUUCUUCUCGUGUACGGGAUACCGUUAAUCAUUCGCCAACGAUCUGCCAACCAAAAACUUCUGUAGUAAUGGAGAGUAAAAAUUUUGACAGUAACCAAAAUUUGUAUUAUCCAACAACGUCGUACAAUGCAGCUGGAAACUCAGGAACAAAACCAUUUUCACCUUCUCAAGGGACACUAACCGGUGUACAGACCGCGCCGAAUACAUCUUAUUCUACAAUUAAACCAACUAUUAAUUAUACAUCUGAUAGCGACGUUAUUGUUUAUUCGGAACCCGCACCUUGUGUAACAGCAACAGACGGUAAUACACCUUCACCGUACUACGCAGUAAAUACAAUACCAACCGUAUCAUCUGCCGGAUUAUCAUCCGGUUCAGCAGUAGGACCGUUGCCGUCACCAACAACGGUUCCAGUGUUAGCAUCGGUGGAAACACCUGAUCAGUCGGCGGCACAACAGUGUUUUGAAGUUAACAACUCAUUGAGUGUGCCGAGCUGCAAUGUUGAGCAGACGAAUCAGUGUCAAACUGUUGCUGUGGCUCCCGUGGUCCUGCCAAAUAGUGGCGCUACCAGUAGUGUGAUGAAAACAGCACAUACAGUCGUUGAACCGGGUACCAAUACCAAGACCAAUUUCUGCUCUUCAAAGCAACGUUAUUACGUUGCUAAUACUGAUGCCAAUGUCACCUCAUUGACAAAUUUAAAAGAGAUCGGUGGAAUUCAACAAACCGAACUAACAUCAACACCGACAACUACCAGUACCGCUAACAGCACCUCUACUAUCAGCAGUAACAAGAAAACAAAAAACGCUAGUGGUUUGGAACCUCUGUCAUCUCAAAAUCCGGCGCCACAGCAGACAUAUGAAACUUAUGAGAGAAAAUCACGUUCUAAAAAGGAAACAGAAAAAAGUUCAACAAAUGUUGACGAGGAAGUUGCCAGAAAUGUAACAAAAAUUUUGUGCGCUUCAUUAAAACAAAAAAAUCUGCGUAACUAUCCAAAUGGUCUUAGCGGCGUUGUAUCAAAUAGUUCAUCGUUGAUGAUUCCGGGUACUAGCGGAAGUUUUGCCGAUUGUAAGGCCACAGAUUCCACUCCAAUUGGUUUGCCUGGCAGAAAUGAACCAGAAGAUAUGUCAUCAAAUACUUAUAAAACAAACUGUCGAGUGGUAUCAACUAUGAAUGUUUAUAAGACCGAUAAGAGUGACGAUAAAAUUGGUACAAAAAAUAAAGAAAAAAUUUUAAAAACCAACAACGGAAUGGGUCCACAAUGUGAAGACUCUUAUUUGGACAGUGCAGUAGCAGAAAUGUCUCGAAACAAUGAUUUUGAUCUUAUCACUAAUGGAAGUAUAACUCCACAUCUGUUAGACGUCAAUGAUGGUGGCCUAUCACCAGCGUUAACGAGAGAAGAUGACAAGGAAUCAGAUCGGACUCAAAUGACCACUGAUCAACCAUGUACUGGUCCCGAUAUGCUUUUAAUACCGGUUUCAGAACACCUGAAGACUGCUACACCUGCUGUUGCAGAAAGGUCAUUUAAAUGUGAAUACUGCAAAAAAACUGUUAGUUCUAAUCGUAGUUUAAAACGUCAUCAAAAUACGUGCAAAUCUUACCAGAGCCAUAUCAAACUUUUAAGGGUCGACAAUUUUUCACACGGUGAUACCGACAAACCGUCUUCUUCGACUGCUUCAACACCUCCAUCGGGAACUAGUGCUAGGCCUGCUCUAGCAAAUGGUAACGCAGCUAAAGAUAGCACCUCAGUAUCUAUAACAAACUUAAGUUAUAACACCAAUACAGCAGAAAAUCCGAAGCUGGUCACAAAUAGUCGCCGUACGUCAUCCACCAAUCUAAACAUGUGUGAGGACUGUAAUAAAGUGCUUUGCAGUGCUUCAAAUUUGAAACGGCAUCGAAGCACUUGUAGAGCUGCUAACAAAAGGGCAGAGAGUGCGGCAACCGUAGCGAAGGUUUCACAGGCUCAGUCUCUGUCGCUGACUCCAGGUGCUCAGUCAUCGUUCGAUCGAAAUGAUGAACCAGACACUAAUAUUGAAGGUCAGCUUUCUGCUACGGUAACAACUACUACCGAAACCGUACAAAACUCAACACCAAAAAGCAGGCGACGGUUUUCAAGUGGUGGAAACUUUACGUAUACUGUUCCUAACAGAAAUACAGUUACCGUUGUACCGCAGCAAAAUUUGACAACAACAACAACAACGACAGGACUAAAUUCAGUAACAACUCCUGGCCUGAAUCUUGAUGUUGUGGCAACCAAACCAUGGAUUACUGUUGGUGAGCAUCUGAAAGCUCAACAUACGCAACGGCUUAAUCAGCAACGACAGUUGGAAGAGCAGAAGAGAGCAGAAAUGCAGGCAAAGGCCGUAGAAACAAAAGCUCAACAGUCAUGCGGUGUGAUGAACUGUGUUCCAGUAAAUCAAACGUACAUCUAUUCCAUUCAGCCGAAUACGACCAAACAGCCAAAUGUAAUCUUAUGGAGUCAGAGUAAUGUUGUCACACAAAAUCCGGUAGUUACCGUGAUGACAACAUCUGCUGAUUCCAGUGUGGUUACAAUACCUUCCACAGCAGCCAACGCUAUUCCAUGUGCGGAAACAUCAGAUGUAAAAACCGCAUACGUGAAUGAUUCAGAAAAUGAUAAAAAAUAUUCAUUUGAAUCUAAAUAUGGACGCGGUAAUGGUACAACAGUUUCUAGCGAUUUGGGUUUAUCGGAUGAUAUUACAGUUGGGGAAGUUAUCAAUAAGAAAUUAGCUAUGUGUAAUGGUAUUUUACCAUCAACAUAUUCCGGUUCGCAAUCUUCAUGCAAUGUUCCUGGUAAACAAGUUGAAAUUUCUAAAGUAAGGAAAAAAGAAGUUCGUUUAGUAAACAGUACAAUAACAACUGUACCAAUAUCAGACAACCAAUAUCUGUCUACAUCAACUGGUGUGAACAGCAGUAAUUCCGGAACAUUAAUGGCAUAUUCGGCAAAAACUGUUGGCAACAAAUCCACAAUGGAUUUACCACCAGAGCCAUCAGAUUUUCGAUUCGAAUGUCCGGAAUGCUUAAAAACGUAUUCAUGCCGUAAAAACGUUAAACGACAUCGGAUGGCCGUCCAUAAAUUGUCGGCAGAAGAGGUGGCAAAAGUGGAACCGGUCAGGGUAUUGGUGACCAGUGAAGACGAACAUAAACGAAGUCAACGACAGUACACCAUUAUUAAAUUAGAAGAAAAAAAUUUGGACAAUUAUGUUUCUGAAACUGUUACACGGCAAGAAGAAAACGAAAACGCUGCAGUUGUUACAACGGUUACCACUGCAGAAGCUCCAACCGUAGUUUCACAAGCAUCAAAAGACGACGUUGAAAUGGCACUGGUUUAUCCGCAGUCAUCCAGCCAGGUUCCUAACCAAGUUACACCGGUCCCUACUGUGUCGUCGCCGGUAACAACAAUGGUCAGUGGUCAAUGUUGGCAACCAUCACAAGUAGCUGUUCCGCAAUCAAAUUCGCCUCAGUGUAACCAAUAUCAGCUGUCGAUGGAUGAUAACGUUCAGUUAGCAAAAAUUGAAGAAGAUUUGCGAAGAUCUGCAGAAUUUAAACUUGCAAAUAUUAAUGAAGCUGAUAGCGAAUCAGAUGUUAAAAAAUCGGUCGCUGAGCUCGCUGAAGCAGAUACCACUACACUAAGUGAAGAUUGUGAAGAUAUCAAUAGCCAUCUGCCUUCUCACCCCAAUUCGGUUCCGUGUAGCGGCAAUAUACUUCCUUCAUCGUCGCCAAAUAAUCCCAACUGUCAACCGUAUUCCGUACAACCCGAUAUUAAUUCACUUUCCUGUGCCAGCUCACCGUCAUCAAGAGGGCUUGGUUCACAACUUCCUCCAAUUCGGACAACUUUACCACCAGUUCAGCAUAUCAUCUAUCAGCAAAGUCCAUCGUCAAUAGAUCAGAAAGCGAGAGCUUAUCCUACUAUAAGUACUCCUGUAUCGCAUCUGAAAAGUUCAACACGAACGCGUACUCACGGUGGCGUACCCAAAACUAAACAACCACAUAUCUGUGUGGAUUGUAAC